CUGCGUUUUCUAAUUUCUGGGGUUUUCUAAAAAGCAAUCUCAGUUUCUACCGUGGGACUCACCGCAUGGUGUCCUAAUCGUGAACACCUUCGGCUUAUCACCGUGAUACAACCCCGGGAUCAGCAGUUCCGCUCUGCAGAAGAAACUCGUUCUAAAUCAGAACCCUGAGCUCUAUCUGGGCUACUCCAAGAGAUUUAUUUGGCUACAGUUUCUCAAUCCUUAUAGAUAAGCCACUUGUGUGAAUUGCUGGUACGAGCUCAAUGCAGUCUUGGUUGUAAGUCGAACACGUUGGACGUUGGCUGAGAUCCACGUGAAGAUCAUCUAACAAAGCUCGGUCUAAAUCAAAGCCCGGGACUGUAUUCGCGGUACUUUUAUCUAUUUCGUCAAACUUGCUCAACCCUCAAAGAUAAAUCCUCGAUGUAAAUUUCUGGAGCACGUUCAAGGCAGUGCUGGUUGUGAAGGGUACGAUUUUGACGCUUGGCUUAAUUCCACGUGAAGUAGUACUGUGAUUACUGGAAGGAGCACAGAGAAAUAUGACGACCACUAAGUUGAUGUGUGCCCUGCUUCUUGUGGUGGUCGCGUCACAUAUGCGAUGCGAGGGAAGAGCGCGGGGACGAAGACACCGAAACAGCUUCUCUCUAUUAAACUCGGCAAACUCGAUGGAGGACAAAGAGGGAAACUCCAAAGUGGAUGCUUUUGGUAGUUGGAAUAAUUUCCUUGGACAUACCGCCAACACGCGCAACAAUAAAAAGUCUAAAUCCAAGAACAAGGCACCUGUCUCUCAGGGCCCUGCGGUAGUUGGCCCUCCAGGCCCUCCCGGUCCCCCAGGACCACAGGGACCCGCCGGCGCGAUUGUGACCGAGGCUUCCAUGAUGACAGAGUUUCGCAACUUGGUCCGAGAAUCGGCAGAGAAAAGGUCCAGACGCCUAGCUGAGUUUGACCAGAACAUCAGCCUGAUGGCGGCAGGAACGCCUGACCUUCUUACAGCCUUUCACAUCGAGCUCAGGGGUGACGUCCAAAUCCCACGAAAAACUCUACAUGAACUUGGCAACUACAGAACACAUAUUGGACACUACGGCACCUUUGUGCGCGGGAAUGACGUGGACUUCAAGUCGGGCCGCUACAUAGUUCGCUACACCGGCAUCUACCAAUUCACAGCUAACAUCCACGUGCUUAGACCACGUGACGCAAACCUUAGACCUCGUGACAACAUCAAGCUCAGGAUAUGUAUUACGUCACUCUGCAAUCAUAACACGUCUCUGAUGACGAUAAUUGGGCUAAAUACGAACAGCAAGAUUUUCACUACGAGUCUUACUGGCAUGUUACACCUCAAGGCCGGCCAGUAUGUGUCUGUCUUCGUGGAAAACAGUUCAGGAAACCCAAUCAUCAUCAGCAGUCAGUCGACUUUCACUGGCAUUCUCCUCGGUGCUUAGUCGACUUUCGCUGGCAUUCUCCUCGGUGCUUAGUCGACUUUGACUGGCAUUCUCCUCGGUGCUUAGUCGACUUUGACUGGCAUUCUUCUCGGUGCUUAGUCGACUUUGACUGGCAUUCUUCUCGGUGCUUAGUCGACUUUCGUUGGCAUUCUCUUUGGCGCUUAGUCGACUUUCGCUGGCUCAGACUUUUUUACAUACGGAACAACAAUAUACUGAUAAAGAGCGCAGGAAAGCAACGGUAGAUAUAAGCGUGGUAAUACUUUCAAAACACCUCGCAGGGUAGCCUAGUGAGCAAGGAUAACGCGUUCAAACUCAACUCACAAAAACUAGAAAUUCACAAGCAGUUACAAAAAUAGCCUUGUUCUUGAAUAGUAUCUCUAAUGCUUCCGUGUUCACACAAGUACGGAGAUUAGAGUAAAAUGUUUUUGGCUUCUAGUUUGAUUAACGCCACUUUUUGACGCAGUGAUCUCACUAGCACCGAAACAUAGGUUCAGAUUAGAUAUGUUUAAAGUGCGAACGGUAACUUAGGGUCACUUUGAUAUGGGCAUAUACUCACUGCUUAUUCACUAUUAUUAAUGUUAUUUAGAAUGUUGUUUCUCUGUUAAAUAAUUGCUCGAAUAUGCGAUAACUACUUGAGCGCAUUUGUCUGCGAACUUAUUAGUCGAAAGACUAAUAAGUUUGCAGACAAAUGCGCCAAACUUUGUAUUUCUAGAAGGUGUAGAUAUUUUUUUAUCAUUUCGUAUUCUUUGUUAUUUCGUUUCGGCUCUUACGUACGAUGCAAAGCUACGCGGCAUAGAUAAAUUGUAUAAAUGGGAUGAUAAGGAAUGUAAUCUAAUAAAGGCAUCUUAUCUUGGAGAGCAUUCAAACGUUUGAGCUUUCACUUAAAAAAUGACGUAGGGUUUGUGCUUAGCUGGUAGAGAUUCUUAUUUUGUUCACUAUUGUAUUUAAAUUUUGCAAUAAAUUUAUUUGUUCAGAAA
This is a messenger RNA of Nematostella vectensis (starlet sea anemone), 2410 nucleotides long. RefSeq names its product adipolin. Bases 534 to 1433 code for a protein of 299 amino acids. The record is from RefSeq and is a predicted model, not a curated record. Gene Ontology annotation, molecular function: hormone activity. The transcript is spliced from 9 exons. Lineage: Eukaryota; Metazoa; Cnidaria; Anthozoa; Actiniaria; Edwardsiidae.